Messenger RNA from Thrips palmi, 2386 nucleotides. RefSeq lists its product as uncharacterized. The coding region runs from base 1034 to 2122 and encodes 362 amino acids. Gene Ontology annotation, biological process: peptidyl-glutamate ADP-deribosylation. The record is from RefSeq and is a predicted model, not a curated record. Lineage: Eukaryota; Metazoa; Arthropoda; Insecta; Thysanoptera; Thripidae. The transcript has a single exon.
UGUGAAUGCAUCGUGCAAUGCAUGCAUCCGCACUCGAGUCGAACCGAGUCCUCCCCGAGUCGACUUUCGCUGACGCCUGGCUGGCCAGCGGAAAGGCAGGAGCGCAUAGCGCACCGCCGGCAUCGCCAUCGCCACACGCGGCAGCCAAUGGCGGCAGCCCAGCCCAAGCCCUCAAGGUUCGGCCACAGAUAGCUGCACUUAGCGCCACCGCGCCUGCACUUGGCCGUCCACCACACCGGCCCCGUCGGCCCUCCCUCACGUGGAGGCGCGCUGCGCGCUUCGAGAGGAACCUGCUGUUUACCCGCACGGCCGCACCGGGAUGGGAUGGGAUGGGAUGGGCAUAAACAGCCGCACGCGCCGCGAGAACGCCGCAGUACGCAGCAUAAUGUCCGAUUUUGCAGGGAUGCGACCGGAUGUGAAACCUCGAGGAUGACGCUCGGGUAACGCGCUCUGGUGGCCGUUUUCUAUACUCCGACUAGCUCCGAGUUUGAAUACUCUCCCAACCGCUGACUUUAUUCACUGGUAUCAAAUCCAUUAGGGAUUAUCAUUAAACUCUACUAUUUAGACUUUAUUAGGAUAACUGUCAUUAUAUCUUUUUAUUAAUUAGUAUAGUCUUAAUAUUUGAGUGAAUUGGAGUUAAGAAUCUUACUUGUUAGCUUACCGUAGCGUCUCAGUCGCCUUAUAUCACUGCAAGUUAUCUUUAUUAUAUUAAUUGCCGAUUUAUUUUUUGUUUGAGUUUUGCCGUUUUAAGCAUCUGGGUAAGUUGUAUGUGGAAUUUUCAACUAAUUGCAUGGAGCAUAGGUUAUGUCAACCUCAGUGACAAACUUGUGGGUUUGUCUAGAAGAACACGCGUUUCGUGCGAUUUUCCUGUGUUUUCUUACCGCACAUAGAAAUAACGGACUAAAUUACACUUUUGAAAAUGCGCUCAAUACGUUUCAUGACUGACUUUCUAUGCUAAUCUUUUCAUUGCACCUGUUGCCUCAGCAUAGCGUAACUAACAUAUUCUUUUUUUCUCUGUCUGAAUAGGUUCACUAUGGCUCAGCAUCGUGGUGAGAAGGUUCAAGAAAUCAAGGCUGAUCUGUUUGCGUAUGCUAGAAGUAAUUAUGCGUUGGCUCAUUGUGUGGGUGCUGACUUGAAAAUGGGUAAAGGCAUUGCUGUUGAGUUCAAACACAGGUUCGGUCAUCAGCAGUAUCUUCUGGAUCAGGGCAAAGUUCCAGGCCAAGUAGCUGUCCUUCCAGGCAACAUGUGUAAUCGUGAAGCUCCCAUUUUCUACCUUGUGUCCAAGGCUCUCAGCUAUUCCUAUGGUCCCCGUUGGCAGGAUUUCGUGUCUUGUUUGCAGGAGCUGCGUCAACUGUGUGAACAGAUGGGCAUCAAGUAUGUGGCCAUGCCUCGCAUUGGUUGCUACAACGACCACCUCGAGUGGUGUAACGUGGAGGCAGAACUUUACAGGAUAUUUCAGUUUUCCCCUGUCAGUGUCUUUGUGUUCACCCCUCCAGUGCUGCCCACCCACAGGUUUCCUGAUGUGCACGUUGGCGAACCCUCUUACAAAGGUUUUCAGCUCCUGGGUGACAGCCAAAUGCUCCGUUUUUCUCAAACAUUUGGCUCUUAUCAGCAGCAGCCUCGUGAGCGUUUUCCCAGGCGACUUGGUUUGUGCCUUUCUGGUCAACGCAUGAAGAGUUUGCAGUUCAUCAUCCAGCCAGCCCAACUUCAUCACUCUGUAAUUGUUCUUAUUGGCACAAAUGAUGUUUUGCAGCUCUACAAGUAUGGUGGGGAUUUCAGGAGGGCCAUCCGCCACACGUUGAGGACCACUGUUCGCCAACUGGGCAAAACUCUAGCUUCCAGGUGCACACGAGUCAUCGUCCCUUGCAUUCCCCCUGUUCCUGCCCAUGCUGAGUGUACAGAGCACGUUGUUUGGUUGAAUGGGCUGAUUGAACACCUUCCUAAGUUCCAUGCCAACAUCCAGGUGGUCAAGUGGACGGAGAACAUGGAUGUCAGCUUCUUUGAAAGUGUCAUGGGUCCCCCAGGCAACCAGCGGCAGGAUCUUAUCCACCUUAACUACAGAGGCCUGGAGCUGCUGAAGACUUCCUUGGACCAAUCUAUUUCGUCAUUCCCUCCUUUGUAGUGUUGUAAAUAAUUAAUUUUCUUCUUCCUCUUCUGUUUUGUGUUUUAUGUUAGUGUUUUUGUUGAUCCCAAACAAUCCACAAGUUGGUAUUAUCAAAGGCAUCUUCUGCGAGAUUGAUUAUUAGAAAUAGCUAGAGCCAUUACGGUACAGCUCCUAAUGAUCUAUCUACAAAAGCUGCUUUGAGUUCUGCUUGUUUUUCACUCCUGCUUGACUUAUUUAUUGGCUCCCUUUGGAGGUCUGGCUUAGUUCAUUGCUCUUUCAGUA